UAAGUUAUGCAAAAUAGUGUCUAAAUAAAUGUAAUCAAUUAUCGAUAAAUGUCUCGUUAAGCGACACAUGAAUCGUUCCUUUGACGUCACUGACGCAUGCGCCUUGCUACAAACGGACUGCAGAAUUGUUCGAGUCGUUGCGUGAAGAUAUCGAUUUUUAUGAAUAUAGUGGCGGUGCCUGUAGUGUUAGUGCCAGUUGAAUAGAAAAUCUAGUGGAUGGAAUUUUUAUAUAAGUCCCGUCGUAUUUUAAGUGCGUGAUUUUAUAAAAUACACAAUGACGAAAGAUAGGUUAGCUGCGCUCGUCGCGGCUCAAAGCGAUGAUGAUGAUGUGGGGCCAGAAGAUGUGGCAGUCAAUGUGGAUGGUCGAGACGGAUUCAUGGAAGAGUUCUUCAACGAUGUUGAAGAGAUUCGGGAGAUGAUUGACAAAAUCCAAGCCAAUGUUGAAGAAGUAAAGAAAAAGCACAGUGCAAUCCUUUCCGCUCCACAGUCAGAUGAAAAGGUAAAACAGGAAUUAGAGGAUUUGAUGGCGGAUAUAAAAAAAUCAGCUAACAGAGUCCGAGCAAAACUUAAAGUGAUAGAACAGAAUAUCGAGCAGGAGGAGCAAGGUAAUAAAUCUAAUGCAGAUCUCCGGAUUCGUAAAACACAGCAUUCGACUCUCAGCCGUAAAUUUGUCGAAGUAAUGACCGAAUAUAACCGCACGCAGACGGACUACAGGGAGCGUUGCAAAGGGCGGAUACAACGUCAACUGGAAAUCACUGGAAGAACAACAACGAAUGAGGAAUUAGAAGAAAUGUUAGAACAAGGAAAUCCUGCAGUAUUUACACAAGGGAUCAUUAUGGAAACCCAACAAGCGAAGCAAACAUUAGCCGAUAUUGAAGCUAGGCACGCGGAUAUUAUCAAAUUGGAAAACUCAAUUAGGGAACUUCAUGACAUGUUCAUGGAUAUGGCAAUGUUAGUUGAAAGCCAGGGCGAGAUGAUAGAUCGUAUUGAAUACCACGUGGAGCACGCCGUUGACUACGUUCAGACGGCGACGCAGGACACGAAGAAGGCGCUUAAAUAUCAGUCCAAAGCGCGCCGGAAAAAGAUCUUCAUUAUUAUCUGUCUGGUCGUUACACUCAUAAUAUUAAUCAUUGUCCUGUCGCUCUCAUUCAGAUAAUAGAGCACACAAGUUUAUUGAUAUAUUAUUUGUAUAUUUUAUUAUUUACUGCCCCAAUCAUAUAUAAAUGCCACAGCGAAAUUAUCAUCAGUAAACGCUUUAACGGUCGAUGCAUCGUACCUCUCAACGUCGUUGUGCUUUUAUAUUUUAAUUUACACGAAAACGCAUUUGUCCGAAUAUUUAUACUUUUUCUUUUCAUUUAAAUAUUCGGAUUGACCAAUUCAUGUAACGUAUCAUUGAUAAAUCGACCAAUAUAAAAACGACAAUACAAAAGCGACCAAUUAUUAGUUUUAGUUUUACUUCGGUCUGUCAUGAAUGUGCUCGCAACAAAUAUUUAACCUUUAAAAUUAAUAUAAUAAAUAUAAUAGUGUAUUCAGUGUUUACGCAUAACUAUGCAAAUAUUGUAUUGUGAAAAUUUGAAAGUUCGGAUAUUGUAUCUAAAACAAUUUGGCCGUGUCGUAUAUUAUUGAAAACUUUAUAAAAUGUUACUAUUGCUAUAGGAUUUCAAUAAAGUUAUACGUAAUGUGAUGUUAUCCUGAUCUAAGUAGAGUUGAGGGUUGCAAGUCAAUCGACCCGUAAGUGUAUAUAAGUUGCCAUAUAUUUUUUUCAUAAAUUUUAAUAUACGAUUAAUAGAUGAAAUUUAUAAAGAGAAUGACGCCGUGUUGUCUCAGCUGGUAAUUUUAGCCGUGGCAUUAUUUGAUCGGUGAUAUUGUAAAUUUAAGAUAUUUGUUGUAUAGAUGGAGGGUUAGAACAUUACUUUCAUCACAGAUUUUAUCAUUGUUUUAUUUUGUUAAUAAUAUAUCUAAUUGUUGUUAAUAAUAAUAAAAUUUAGUAAUUCUAAGCAAUA
Messenger RNA from Ctenocephalides felis (cat flea), 2003 nucleotides. RefSeq names its product syntaxin-1A (gene Syx1A). Gene Ontology annotation, molecular function: SNARE binding; SNAP receptor activity. NCBI's taxonomy places the organism in Eukaryota, Metazoa, Arthropoda, Insecta, Siphonaptera, Pulicidae. Gene Ontology annotation, biological process: intracellular protein transport; synaptic vesicle fusion to presynaptic active zone membrane; exocytosis. The coding region runs from base 275 to 1156 and encodes 293 amino acids. The transcript has 9 exons. Gene Ontology annotation, cellular component: SNARE complex; synaptic vesicle; plasma membrane. The record is from RefSeq and is a predicted model, not a curated record.